Cynoglossus semilaevis (tongue sole) is the source of this 8049-nucleotide messenger RNA. RefSeq names its product caspase recruitment domain family, member 14 (gene card14). NCBI's taxonomy places the organism in Eukaryota, Metazoa, Chordata, Actinopteri, Pleuronectiformes, Cynoglossidae. Bases 482 to 3409 code for a protein of 975 amino acids. The record is from RefSeq and is a predicted model, not a curated record. Gene Ontology annotation, cellular component: cytoplasm. The transcript is spliced from 22 exons. Gene Ontology annotation, molecular function: CARD domain binding. Gene Ontology annotation, biological process: regulation of apoptotic process.
CUGUUUCCUUCUACAGGUCAGGACUUUGAACGACAGCUGUCAGUGAUAUUUGCUCGGCUCUGACGUCAGGCGUCUGUGGUGAGAGGGUGGCAGUGCUUUAACGUCAGCUCCAGUCCACAGACAGUCCAGUCAGGAGUCGAUGAUGUGAACAGAUUUUGAAACAAACAAAACACAGCACCCGCACACACACACACAGGUGUGCAGCUCACCUCCAUGAGGAGAGACAGAGCCAGUGUUCCAGUUCUAUUUACAGCAGCGUGUAUUUAUACCGACGCUCCUCUAGUCAUACAGGUUUUUCCGCCACGCCCACACACACAAACACACACACUAACAACACCCACUGGGCGUGGAAAGUUCCUGUUACUUUUAUAAUGCUCUUCAUGUUUACAGUUUAGUUGCUUCCCGUAAUGAACAGGUGAUAAGUGUGUUUGCAGCUUCACAAGACCUCACACACACGCACACACACAUCACCACCUUCAGGAUGGCAGGGGAGUGUGUUCUCUGUGAAGGUCCAGACCUGAAGGAAAUGAGCGAGGAGGAACUCUGGAAUCUGAUUAAUGACAACCGCCACCGGAUCUCAUUAGGCGUGCGUCCUGGCAUCCUGAUUCCGUACCUGAGGCAGGCCCGGGUUCUGACGGAGAUGGAUGAGGACGAGAUUCUGUCCUCCCACAACCUGACCAACCGCAGCAUGAGAACCAGCUACAUGCUGGACCUCUUAAUGACCCAGGGUAGGAACGGUGCAGUGGCUCUGCUGGAAGGCUUGAUGAUCCACUACCCCACCUUGUACACCCAAGUCACAGGACGCCAACCCAGCACGGAGCCUUCAAGGUUCAGUGGAUUGAUAAAGUACUCCGAGUUGACUGAGUAUCUGGUGAGGGCAGUGACGGGGAUGCAAAAGGAACUGCAGGAGGCCCGUCGAGAGGCCGGCAGGAUGACGGCACGCUGCACAGCCCUGGAGUCGGACAUUAGUCAAAUGAUAGAGCAGGAGGAGAAGUCCAGAUGCCUCCAGACUGAAAUGGAACGCAUGCGACGGCAUUUAUGCUCUCUGCAGCGUGAGGUCACCAAGCUGAAGGACGAGAAGUGUGAGCUCUACAUGCGCUACACGGCCGCCAUCGAGGAGAAAUCUGCCGUGAACAAGCGCCUCCAUGACCUAAACCUUCAGGUGUAUCAGCUCCAGACUGAGCUUCAGAAAGUGCAGAUGGAAAAUGCAUUCCAGAAGCAGCGUUCACUACGUCGUCCCUCCGUCACAGAGACACCGCAGCUCAAAGAGGAAAUCCAGAGACUGCGCUGUGAGCUGGACAAGGCCGAGAAAAUGGGACCAGCUCAGCAGGACAUCAUGGCCCAGGACCUGGCCGAGGCCAUCGACAGUCAGGUGGAGCUGGCAGGGCAGCUCAGGUGCUACAGAGAGGAGAAUGAAAAGCUGCUGGGGGAGAAACAAGGGCUUAUUGAUCAGAAGGAGUGCCUGAACCUUCAGCUGCAGCAGCUGACCCUGGAAUGUAACAUGCACCAGCAGAAGAGCUCCAUGAUCCAGGAUCAGAUGAGGGAGCUGCAGGCAGAGAGGGACCAGGCGUACCAGUCCAGGGAUGAAGCCCAGACCAUGAUCGCCCGGCUCUUGGCAGAGAAGGACUCUUUGCGGUGCCAGCUGGUGGAGGUCCAAGGGAGGGUCUUCAGUCAACAGGCCAAAUGCAAAUCCAGACGGCAGCAGCAGCAACAACAGAGCUCUGAUGAGACGGAGGACAACUGGGAAUGUCUGAGGUCCAGCUCCGAGGAAUCCUUACACUCAAACAGACGCAGGCUGAGACGCAUGGAUGCAAUGAAUCCACUGGUUGUGAGUCCCUGCCAGGCAGAGAUUGAGGACGUACCAGCCAGCAGUGUACGGUCCAGAUCUGCAGAACCUCCAGGAGCAGAGUCGCUUCGCAGAAGAGAGAUGUUUCUGCAAGAAGACAGCAGCACUGAAGCAGCAGAGGUUGAGUUCUUGUCAGACGACUUUGUCAUCCUUCCCCAUGUGGAUGGUGAAAAGGUGGAGAGACCCAAGCUGUGCUCCACCAAGAGCUGUGAGUCUGUUCCUCCCUUCCUCCUUCGAUGUCGCCCUAAAGCUAUGCGCAUCAGCGACCGUGUUCUCAGCAUCUCCUUCCAGGGGGAGGCGCUGCUCACACAGCUGACAGUGGUGGGGGGAAAUAAGACAGGAGUGUUUGUGCGCCAGGUGACGGAGGGGAGCAUGGCCCAAACUGUGGGCAUUAGUCCAGGAGCCCAGAUAGUGGAGGUGAAGUAUGAGCAGAACCAGAAGGCACUGAGAAUGGUGCUGCUGGACUCCACCCUAGAAGAAGCCAUGUGGGCUCUAGGUCAGGUCACAGGCCUGUGCACCCUCUCCCUGCGGCCCAGACAAGAUGACUACGAGGCUUUGCUGCAGCAGCUGCAAAACAAGGAGAUUUCCUCAGGAGAUUCCUUUUAUGUACGAGUCAAUCUGUCUUUGCCUGCUGGAGACACCGGGGAUCUGGCCCUGUCCUGCCACGACAUCCUGCAUGUGACUAAUACAAAACCUGAUGGAACCGAGGACUCUUGGUUUGCCAGUCAAGUUCACCCCUGCAGGCUCCUGGACCUCCAGAGUGGAACUUUACCAAAUUAUUACAGAGCCCAAGUACUCCUGAUCCAAGCCAUUGAGGACAUGAGCUUUCAAACAAAGAAGUCUCUGAAGUUUGGGCGCAGUGUUUCCCAACCUGAAGAGAAAACUGUGAGGAUUGUUAGCACAGUACGUCAGGGCAGAAACCCACUAUGGGUCAGUGUGGAGGACGAAAAAUCAGGUGAUACGUCUGCUCCCAAGAGCUGUGUCACUCUCAUGCCCUACACCCUGGUCACGCCUCACUACCCACCAGUCUGCAGACCUGUCCUCCUGCUGCCAACUAUACUGGGACGCAUGCUGGACAAGAAACUGGAGGAGUGGCCUGGCUUUCAGGUCUGUGAACCUGAGAUACUGAGCUCCUGUGAACAUGCAGCCCGGUUACAGAGGUCUGACAUCCUGGAUGGGUGUGACCAGGAAGCCAACUCCUGCUACACUCUACAGGGUGUGGAGAAGAUCAUGAAGAAGGGGAUUCACUGUGUGCUGCCGCUGGGCCUGGACUGUGUGCGUCGUCUGCACCGGAGCGAGAUCUUCCCCAUCAUCAUCUUCAUCAGACAGACUGCACGUAGUGCACGUAAACUGAGGUCGAAGCUUCAGCGUCUGGGUCAGUCUGAUGAACAGCUGUUGGCUUGUUCCAAGAGCGAGGAGCCGCUGCUGGACAAGCUGCCGUGUCUGUACCGCAGCGUGGCUGCUGACUCCUGGUGUGACCAGACCUCACUGCUCACCAGUCUACGCACUGUCAUCUGGGAGGAGCAGAAGAAGAUCGUCUGGGUAGAGCCUGACCUGUGGUGAAGUGGGAGGACCAUCAGAUACAGAACAAAUACAAAUAUGUCAAGUGAUAACAAGGAAUCAUUUUAGACAUGACAAAUGUCAGUAUGUAUCUGUGAUACGUGUGAGUAAACUGUGUAAAUAGUAAGUGAUAAUGUGAUAUGGACAUGUUAUGGAAUGUGACUUUAAUCUCUUUUUUUUAAGAGUUAACUAAACAGGCAACUUAACCAGAGUUUUUUUUAUUCGGGUGACAGGUUUUUAUUCGGGUUUACCUGAUACCAUGGACCACUAAAAACAAAUGAAACAGCUGUGCAGCUGUCUGCACAAAUACAAAUUUAAUAAAUAAAUAAAUAGUACUACUUCACUCCAGUAUAACAUGCAGUAUGACGUGUACUAUCAUGCAUUGCUCAGGAAGUUUUGUGUGGCGGUACUUUAGUAGUAAUGAUGACUAUUAGUACUAUAAGUGUACUAUACUCACAACAACAAUAAUCUUAAUAAACGUCAUAAUUAUGAUUUAUUCAAAAUAGGUAUUUCAAAUUAGGUUCUCCGCGGUCUCUAAUUUCUUUUUAAUGUUGCACUAAUAAUAGAUCCGUGUGAAAGGCUUCAGGUGAAAUCAAUUAACGCUGAAUGACGUCGGUUGCUGCGCACGCGCAGGUGCGAUUGUUUCCAAGUUUCCUGACAGCGGUUAACUUCAGGCAAAUACAGGAAAAUGUCAGGCCGUUAAACACUAUAACAAUGACAUUAAAUAUGUUUAAUAUACAUAAAAUAACUAAUUUCUUAUAUUCGUUAUAUUAUUUCGGAUGUCGACUAUUAUUUUUUCUGCGCACGUAGAAAGACAACUCAGGAAAGACGGCGGAAAGUCAAAGUCGUUGGUGCCACUGUUGACAUAUUUGAAACAUCGUUAUUUUGGAUCGAACUGAACAGAGAAAACAAACAGUCUGAUCAAAACUACAACCAGUGUCGUCUACAUUUGUCACUGUAACGUCGAACGUGACACACUAACGCCAACAGUCGUCACGUUGUCAGAAGUACAACGUUGUCCAAGGCCUUCAGCGAUUGUCUUUACAAACGUCUCCUGGAGCUGUCCUGACGGUCCGUGUGUUGUCCCAGAGUCCGAUGGCACCUCUAGGCCGCAGCUUAAGAUGUCCAAAUCAUCUGAACCAUAGAUGAACCGCUGGUCUUGUGUUCUGCUGGUCCAUCCUGGUCAUACUCAGCUCUGUUUGUCAGACACUGCUGCUGUCUCCAGACCAAACAUCAGCACCAGUCUACAGCUACAGAAGUUCUUCUCUCCCCAACAAAAAGACUUCUUUUCACGGAGCAGAUCAGUCAGAACAGCCGACGCCUCGAUGGCUGUGUUAACAAAAAACAGUUUCGACUUUCUCUACCACUUCUCCUAACUCAAGACAGAAAUGUCGAAAAUCUUCAUAGUUGUAAAAAACAUGGAGCCAAAUAUUGAUGAGCACAAAUGGAGGUUCCUUUAUCUGAGGAGCAGUCGGGGCAGAGGGCUUGUUUCCUGGGCAAAAUCCCAGAAGGUACUGGAAACCAGACUUUAAUAUAUUGGCUGGUAAAUCUUUAAUGAUAUGGAGAUUAGAAUGGGCGCUGUCUACACAUCUGCUUUAAAUACUUCAUACAAAAAUGAAAAAAAAAAUUAAAAGCUGCAGAAAGUGAAAAGACACUGUGGCCUAAAACUUUUGCACAACCCUCUGCGUUUACCAUGAUGACUUCUCUGCUGUAAACGUUGAACCCGUCGUCAUUUGUGACCAUGGUCACAGCAUCAAACUGGAGCAGCUCUGGUCAGAGACAGUAGCUUUUAGUGGACGGCCUUGGCUGAGCAUCAACAGCUGAGGCUGGCGUUUUAAUAGGUAUUGACUCCAGGUUUUAACCACGUCCUCCCAACACGCUUAAAAGCCCAUGUUCCACUGAUUAGCUAAUUAAAACCUCGAGCGUGGGCUAUUGAUUGAGAGGAAGGGCAGUUGGGAGGCACAUGUCCCUCAGCUGGAUCCUGCUCCGUUUCUCUCUCCCACACAUGGUCACUCUGUUUAAAACAAAGCAAAAAACACAACAUCACCAAGGCCUUUCACACUCCUCUGUGUGUCCGUGUGUGUGUGUGUGUGUGUGUGAGACCAGCAUGCACUUGGUCUCCUGCCAGCCUCUCAGUAAUGGUAGGUAUUUAUAUCCAAAGCUAUCAGACACCUGAAGGCUGCAGAUUACAGCCUUGCUCUCGGACAGGUAUCCAUACAAGUGUUGCUGCUCUAUUUUUACAGAAUAAAGACUCUUUCCUCUCAACAUCACCUCACAUUACACUUAAUACCAUGAUGUCAACAGAUUCACCACAGAGCCAGACGACAGGUUUCUUUUUUUUUAUGCUGGUAAAACAACGAUGUUUACUGAGAAACAAAUGUCUGUCUACAGCAGCAGCAGUGCUGACUCCACCCAGCUGAACUCUGAAGUAAAUCAGUUUGUUCACUGUUGCUGCUGUUUCUUUCUCAUUUCAAAACCUGCUGCAAAAUAUUUGCCAAGUUGACAAGUUGGUAUUUGAUUCAGUUACUUGGUUUUGGUCUGUGGUAGAAACUGGUUACCAGGUUUGAGCCACUCUUCUUUUUCUUCUCUUCUUGUUUUUUGUAUGCAUGUUUAUGAUGUCACAGCUGGUAAUUUUGUUAUAUAUAUAUAAUUAUAUUUUUGGGAGAGGGUGGGUCUGUUGUUGUGGGCACAAUUGUUCCCUUUUUGAACCUUUUACAGGUAUGGUUCAAGAUUUAGUUGAUUAAGAUUAGUGUCAGAUAAGAGUGUGGCUAAAUACGGGGACAUCUCUAGAAUGUGUUUGUGGGUUUGUGUACCUCCUCUUCACUUCCUGUGCCCCAAAAAUGAAUAUUGAAUUUGGGUCAAAUACCACUGAAAUAUUUUAGUUUGUCUUAGAUUUUUAGGUUGGUAUGGGACGUGCAGUUGUCUUUUCCAAACCUGAGUGAAUAAUGUCCACACAGGCUUCUGUACAGUAGGAAAACCUCAGGAGUAGGGCUUCUUGAUUAUGGCACAUUGUUGGUGUGUUACUGAAGUGAAGUGUGUUACUGAAGUGUUGGCUUCAAAAUGUAGUCAAACAGUCAGUCUGUGGUGAAUGACCUUUUUCUACCAAUUUGAAAUGGUGAAUUUAUUAAAGCCUAAAUACAGCAGGUGAAUAUUUGUCUUUUGUUUGUGUCCAUCCUAAAGCCGACCGUUGUGAGUUCAUCUGUGUUUGUGGUGGAACCAUCCGGCAGACUCACAUUUCCUCCUCUGUAUUCAUGAGCUCGUCUCUCCUGGGACCAAGGAUUAGGAAAAGAAGGGAAAUGAAUUCUCUCUGGGUCGACGGCGUUCUCUCUGCCUGCAGCAGCAGCAGCUCUAUUGUCUUUUUUUUCCAUGGAUGCAGUUCACAGGACAUUUGAUCAGGGAGCUCUGACACACAUGACGCUGCUGUUACUGCAGAUGUCCUGCAGAGGAAGUGAAUGGUGUUUGACAGGAAGUGCUGUCUUAUUAGGACAGCAAGAGAAACUACACUUGUUGUGGACAGGAAGAAGACUCUGUUGGCUUCCUGUUUACCUUUCCCUCACUGUCAACAGGAAGUGAACAGAAUUAGCAGAUUGAUAGAGAACUGAGAUGUUAGUGGAUGUCAACUUCCUACAAGUCUUUUUUUACCAUCAGCUUUAGACCAGUCCUCUUUGGAGGAAACAGAUGCUCAGGCGUGAUCUGAUGUCUUACUGUGUGUCUGCAGCUGCUGUCCAACCCAUGAGGUUUUCACUCACCUGGACUGAGACAGGUUUAUCACUUGGAGUGAUGAUAAAAAUCAUCUGUAAUCACAGCUACAUGAUCAGCUCUAGUUUUAGAUCUUAGAGAAGGAUGAAAACAACAAUGUAAGCCAAAGCUCAGCAUCUUCCUCAAAUUCACCUUUGUUUUGUUUUGCUGUUGGCAUGAGUCAAUAAUUUGUGCUGGGGAUUUCCUUUGUACCAGUUUGUGCAGUGGUACAGUGUUGGACAGUCAGAAAGAGACAGGACUGGAGGACUGUUCUGGUAGAACCAUCAGUACUGGAGGAAUGUACAGUUGGUCUAAUUGGUAGUGCAGCACCGUGCUCAGCCUGCAGUUGGCAACACUGUGUAUAAAUGCAUUAGCAGCUUCUUUAAGGAGUAUACAAGGUGUUAGCCCAGUUUGAGAGGUGGAGCAACACAACACACACAGCCAUUUGUUCCUUUGUAUUGAUUUUGUAUAUUGAUUAUAUUUUAUAGUCAACUGUUACAAAAAGCAUGAUCACAUCGUUGUCCCUCAUUUUGAAUACUAUUCUUCAGUCCUCUACAUCGUACAGAUUUUUUUCUUUCUAAUCGAAACAUUCAUGCUGCAAAAAUUAAAAUAAUGGACUAAAGCUUUAGAGAAUUUUGAUGAAGUCCCUGACCAGAAAAACCACCAUCGUUUUCUUCCUUUUGUCCAAAUUACUAUCAAGGGAAUUUAAAUGGCUGUUAAUUACUCUCACCUCCGUAUAUGAGAGAGAGGGAGAGAAAGACAGAGUGAGAGGAGGUUGGGGAGGGGGGGGCUUAAGCUUUAUUAUAAAAAAAAAAAACCAAAUCAAUGUUUCCUCUAAACCAUCCACAAAAUUGCUCUACCGCGCGCACACACACACUCACACACGCAGUAAGAUGAUCCUGUAA